This is a messenger RNA of Corylus avellana, 2274 nucleotides long. NCBI's taxonomy places the organism in Eukaryota, Viridiplantae, Streptophyta, Magnoliopsida, Fagales, Betulaceae. The record is from RefSeq and is a predicted model, not a curated record.
UCGAGUACAAGUAAAAUUUAAACGAGCCAAGCCUGAAGAAGCGAAACUCGGUCAAAUCGGCUCAUUUGCACCCCAGCUCCCUAGCACUCCCCUACAUAUUUUUUUCAAUUUAUUGUUUAUUUCUUGAAAAAAAAAAAAAAAAAAAAAAAAGAAACGAUUUGCAGUAAACACAGCCGCUUCCCAUCUCUGCACACAGCCGCUUCCAGCCUUCGCCAACACCGGGAGAACGCCGCUAGCCACGGACUUCCGUUCCCGCUCACAGUCCAGCCUCCAGCGGUUGCCACGCCACGUCUGGCCUUCCACGGCUCUGUCCAACCAAAUCCAGCCGCCGCCGACAGCCACAACCAAUUCCAGCCACCGUCUACCUCUUCUCACGGUCAGAUCCGGACAGUGAACCUCCGUGCCGUUCAGAACCUCCGCGUCGCCCCUGCACACCGCGACCAUCGUCUCCUCCGCCAUUCGCAGCCCGGUUGGAUCUCUCCGUCGUAACCCCACCCCUCCUCUCCGUUGCCGCUGCUCAAGCCACAGACGACCACGCCGCCACGGGCUGGCCAUCGCCAGCCGAAGUCCACCUUUCAGAAAGUUUCCGCCCAUGCGCGCCGUUCGUAACCCCACGCCAUCGCCGGCACCAGCACCAGCACCAGCAACGUGUGCUGUCAAUCUGGAGAAGAAAUAGAAGAAGAUGAAUGGUGUUUGGUAACGGGUUUGAUGUACUCUUAUUCGGGUUUGCAGAUUUGCUUAUUCUAGUUUAGGGAUAUGUUACCCUGGUUUAGGUUUUUAAACCUAGAUGUCUUCGGUUAGGGAUUAAGGUAAUUCUUAUCCCAGUUUUAUCCCAGUUUAAUCUAAUAUGCGAAUAGAUAUUCUUAUAAAAAAAUAAAAAAAAAAUGAAAAGAAUCUCUGUUGAAAAGAAAAAAAUAAUUAAAAAAUCAAAAGAAUUUCAAGUUGUCUAUCUAUUGGCCCAUAAUUGGCCAAUUUUUGGGCCUAUUUUUCUCGGUUACGUGGUAUUGUUUAAAAUCCUAAUCAGGCCGAAGUUGGCUCACUUAAGCCCAAAAUUCUCUCAGCAUGGACUCAAGGCAGCUUGAGAUGAAGCAACUGGACUUUGCUGAAGGCACUCCAGAACUUUGCAGCAACCAGAAAGCUAUUGGAAUAUUUGCCAGUUAUGAGUCGGAUGCACUUGAGCUGGAGAAGAAACCAGAGCUUCCAUAUUCAGAAAGUGCUCUACAGCUCAAAUCAUCCAGAGUGGAGCCAUCAGCUUAAAAGGAGCAGCAGCAGAAAGCUACUCUCUGCGGCAAGGCAAAGCACAUGAAUACCAGGAACAGCUGAAGUGUCAGGGCCAGGGAAGGCAAGUACGCCCUCCUCGAUCCCAAGGUGUUUCCCAAGUUGAACUUCUGAAAAUGAUACCAUGAUGGAAUCGGUUUCCUCAAAAAAUCAGUAUGAGCAACUGCAGCAACUCAAGCGUAAAGGCCGAAGGAGGACUUCAAAGUUAAAGCCAGAUUGGCAUAUGGCUAUUGCGGAAUCACUGCCGUCAGAUGAUCAGCGUCAUCAUGAGCAACUGCUGCCAAAGCAUCGAGGCUGGGGGAGGCCUCCUAAAUCGAAGGAAGAUAUAGAUCCACCUAUAGCUCAUCAGAAUCUAAAUGGACACCAAAAAGAAGGAUGUGAGAGCCAGGGGAGACAUCCUACACCCAAGAGAAAGGCAGACACAAUUUUGCAAGAGUCAAUACCCUUGGAUCACCAGAAUCAUAAUGAAUUGCAGCUGCAGCAGCCUGGUAAACGGGGUCAGGGGAGGCCUCCUAGACCAAAACCAGUUUUAGCUACAACCAUGGAGGCAUUAUUGCCUUCACAGCAGCAGGAGCAACCCCAACGUCGAGGACAGGGGAGGCCUCCUAAAAGGAAGUUGUUUACAGACAGAAUGAUGGGAGAGCCAUUGACCUCAGAGAGCCAACUGCAGCAACCGAAAUGCCAGGGCCGGGGAAGGCCUCCAAAAGUGGACCAACAGUAACUUAAAUGUUCUGUUUGUAGUAGCACUAGCAUUAUAAGGUGGCAGUUUUUAUAGUAGGGUUGAUACUUGAUUGGUUAUUUGUUUUUGUAGAAUCGUGCAAAUAAGUUUCAAUCUUUUUUGGUGGAGAUGUAUAUAACGAAUAUCAAUCCACUCUUCAUUUCUUUACAUCUCAGGAAUGGCGACUUUGUGCAAUGAAGUCUUUGAUGGGUUCAACUGCCUUUUGUUUAACCUACAGAGAGAUUAUUUACAUGUAUAAAUUAAAUAAGUUUUGCUUA